Planococcus citri (citrus mealybug) is the source of this 9625-nucleotide messenger RNA. It is a transcript of the gene Itpr, whose product is annotated as Inositol 1,4,5,-trisphosphate receptor. The record is from RefSeq and is a predicted model, not a curated record. Gene Ontology annotation, biological process: calcium ion transmembrane transport. The transcript is spliced from 49 exons. Gene Ontology annotation, molecular function: inositol 1,4,5 trisphosphate binding; inositol 1,4,5-trisphosphate-gated calcium channel activity. Gene Ontology annotation, cellular component: endoplasmic reticulum; membrane. Bases 448 to 8634 code for a protein of 2728 amino acids. Lineage: Eukaryota; Metazoa; Arthropoda; Insecta; Hemiptera; Pseudococcidae.
GCGAAGUGAUAAGAAGAGAUAACGAUUCGAGUACGUGUGAUUUGUGAUUCCAAAAAUUAAAGUACAAAUUCUGCAAAAUAUGUCUCGUGUUUCGCGAUUUUCAAUACUUUAAAUACGUUCGAAAAACUACAGAAAGUAUAUAAUAAUGAUAUGAAUUUCUAAACCUUCAACAGAGACUUCACCUCUUCAAGUUUCAAGGCUGCUAGUAUGUUUCUGGUGUAGUGGUUGAAAAUUUUAUGCAUAUUACCAUAGCAUAAUAUUAGUAAAAAUCCGAGAUUCUCAAGGUUACCGAAAUAAAAAAAAAAAAAACUAAAAAAUCCAGUUUGUUAUAUAACGUUUAUUCAUUAAAAAUAUAACUCAACAAUAGACGAAAAUUUAUAUCCAGAGUAAACACUCAUCUUAUACCAUCUCUUCGAUCAAGCGUAAUUAUGUGGUCGAUGUGUGCGAAUGAAUGAAAUGAUGGGCACUGCGAAUUUUCUGCAUUUUGGGGACAUAGUAUCGUUAUUCGCCGAAGGCAGUGUCAGCGGCUUCCUUAGUACUUUGGGGUUGGUCGACGAUCGAACGGUAGUAUGUCCCGAAGCUGGAGAUUUAAACAGUCCUCCGAAGAAAUUCAGAGACUGUUUAUUCAAAGUAUGUCCUAUGAAUCGAUAUUCUGCCCAAAAGCAAUUUUGGAAGGCAGCUAAACCGAAUUCCGGUUCAACGGAUGCGAUUCUAAUUAAACGUUUACACCACGCAGCUGAAAUAGAAAAGAAGCAAAAUGAUUCCGAAAGUAAGAAGCUUUUCGGUAAUGUCGUUCAAUAUGGUAGCGUUGCUCAGAUAUUGCAUUUAAAAUCCAAUAAAUACUUGACCGUAAAUAAAAGAUUACCGGCUUCGUUGGAGAAAAAUGCGAUGAGAGUAUAUUUAGAUGCCAAUGGCAACGAAGGUUCGUGGUUUUACAUACUGCCAUUUUACAAACUCCGAUCAACUGGUGAUAACGUUGUGCUCGGAGAUAAAGUCAUCUUGAAUCCGGUCAACGCUGGUCAGCAAGUGUUACACGUUGCACCGAAUUACGAAUUACCUGAUAAUGCCGGAUGUAAAGAGGUGAAUGUAUUGAAUACGAAUACAUCUUGGAAAAUAACAUUGUUCAUCGAACAUCGAGAAAAUGUUGACGAUAUUCUUAAAGGAGGCGAUGUCAUACGAUUAUUUCACGCCGAACAUGAGAAAUUUCUCACCAUGGACGAGUACAAGAAAAAACAGCACGUUUUUCUACGUACAACUGGUAGAACUUCGGCUACCGCAGCUACCAGUAGUAAAGCUUUGUGGGAAGUUGAAGUCGUUCAACACGAUCCUUGUCGAGGUGGAGCUGGUCAUUGGAAUUGUUUAUUUCGUUUCAAGCAUUUAGCAACCGGUCAUUAUUUAGCAGCCGAAAUCGACGAUGACAUCACCGAAGAUCCUAUGCGAGCUAAACUACGAACUACGGUCAACAGUCCAGUUUAUCAUUUGGUAUCGGUUCCACAUUCGAACGAGAUCGCAUCUUUGUUCGAAUUGGAUCCUACGACGUUAACUCGAGGUGACUCUUUAGUACCUCAAUCAUCUUACGUACGUUUACAUCAUUUAUGCACCGAUUCGUGGGUUCACAGUACUUCGAUUCCAAUCGAUAAAGAUGAAGAGAAACCGGUCAUGUCGAAGGUUGGUUGCGCACCUAUUAAAGAAGAUAAAGAAGCUUUUGCCUUAAUUCCAGUUUCGCCGGUUGAAGUUAGAGAUUUAGAUUUUGCUAACGAUGCAUGUAAAGUUUUAGCUUCGAUUUCUUCUAAAUUAGAAAAAGGUCCGAUUUCCCAUAACGAUCGAAGAGCGGUGACCAAUCUUUUACAAGAUAUUGUUUAUUUUAUCGCCGGAAUGGAAAAUGAACAAAAUAAAUCGGAAGCUUUGGAUGUUAUUGUAGCUAAUCCUAAUAGGGAUCGUCAAAAAUUGAUUCGUGAACAAUCGAUUUUGAAACAGUUAUUUAAAAUAUUACAAGCUCCUUUUCUGGAAACAUCGGCUGGAGAUGGACCUUUUCUUAAAAUAGAAGAAUUAAAUGAUCAAAAACACGCAGCUUAUAAACAUAUAUUCAGACUAUGCUACAGAAUUCUUCGAGUGAGCCAGCAAGAUUACAGAAAAAAUCAAGAAUAUAUCGCCAAGCAUUUUGGUUUCAUGCAGAAACAAAUCGGUUACGAUAUCUUGGCCGAAGACACGAUCACCGCUCUGCUGCACAAUAAUCGUAAACUACUCGAGAAGCAUAUCACAGCCGCUGAAAUAGAAACUUUCGUCGGUCUGGUGCGAAAAAAUAUGCACAACUGGGAUUCGCGUUUUCUAGAUUAUUUAUCCGAUUUGUGCAUAUCGAAUAAGAAAGCCAUAGCUAUUACACAAGAGCUUAUCUGUAAAAGUGUGCUCAGUACGAAGAAUUCGGAUAUAUUGAUUGAAACUAGAAUAAUAGAUCCUGCUGAUGGUUCAAAUGGAGAUCCAAAAAAGAAAGAAGUACUUCUCGUUUGGAGUAAUAAAAAUAAAAGUAAACUUCUCGUGGAGCUUUCAAAAGACUCCAAACACGGUGAUAAAAAUGCCCAAGGAUUACUAGAUUACUACAGACAUCAGUUGAACUUAUUUUCAAAUAUGUGCCUGAAUCGACAAUACUUGGCUUUGAACAGCCUAUCUCCUCAUUUAGAUAUCGAUUUGAUUCUAAAAUGCAUGUCGGAUGAAAAUGUCCCCUACGAGUUGCGUGCGUCGUUUUGCCGUCUCAUGUUGCACUGUCACGUCGAUAGAGAUCCUCAAGAACCUGUUACUCCGGUCAAAUAUGCUCGUUUAUGGUCGGAAAUACCCACAAGGAUGUCUAUCAAUGUAUAUGACAAUAAUAAAACCCCUGAUCCGAAUAAAGAAGCUGUCAGAGCGCGAUUCAGUUCGACGAUUUUGUUCGUCGAAGAUUAUUUAUUCAACGUUGUGGCUAAAACGUGGAGUUUUACCGAUCCUCAUCAGAAUAAGUUGACGUUUGAAGUAGUCAAACUGGCCAGAGAUUUGAUCUAUUUCGGAUUCUACAGCUUUAGUGAUUUAUUAAGAUUGACUAAAACACUACUUCGUAUUUUGGAUUGUAUUUCGGAGAACGAUUUCAGCAAAGGAACGGUUCCUACCGGAGAUAUUAUUUCCGAAGGUGGAGUAUUACGUUCGAUAGGCGAUAUGGGAGCAGUAAUGACUGGUUUGACUUUAGGAGCAUCCGGUAUCAGUAGACCAAACACGGCGACACCUUUAAUCGAACACAAGAAUCUUAAUUUAUUGAAAAACGAAGCCUAUCCUUUGGUCAUGGAUACGAAAUUGAAAAUAAUCGAGAUUUUACAGUUUAUUUUGGAUGUGCGUUUGGAUUACCGUAUUAGUUGCUUGUUGUCGAUUUUUAAACGAGAGUUUGACGAAUCGGAACGUACUGCUGGCGAUACGGUUCCGAUGCACAAAAACAUAGACUUAGAAUUGAUCGGAAUGCAGGCCGAAGGAAUCUUCGGUAACAGCGAAGAGUGCGUCGUGUUGGAUUUAGAUGGGUAUGGAGGUAGAACUUUCCUGAGGGUUUUACUCCAUUUAACCAUGCAUGAUUAUCCUUCUUUGGUAUCCGGAGCGUUACAUUUGUUGUUUAGGCAUUUCAGUCAACGUCAAGAAGUCUUGCAGGCGUUUAAGCAGGUUCAACUAUUGGUAUCCGAUAGCGACGUAGAAUCGUACAAACAAAUAAAAUCAGACCUGGACGUACUACGACAAUCGGUAGAGAAAUCAGAACUGUGGGUAUUUAAGGCUAAAAGCGACGAAGAGCUGGGUAAAAACAGUCGCGAAGACGAAGACGACACCAGUCGCAUAAGCAACGACUCCAAAUCAAUUAAACAUUCGAUCGGUUCGAUCGGUAAACAAGAUUCCGCCAUUGAUUUAGAUAUCGGCCCUCCCAUACACAAUGAUCAAGCCGAAGAGUAUAAAAAAAUUCAACAAAUACUUAUCCGUAUGAAUAAAUUAUGCAUUAAUUACGCUCCCAAUGGUUUGAAACAACCGCGAAAACACGAACAAAGACUGCUGAGGAAUGUCGGAGUUCAUACGAUCGUGCUGGAUUUACUUCAAGUACCUUACGAUCAGAAAGAAGAUAUCAGAAUGAACGAAUUGAUGCGCUUGGCUCAUCAAUUCUUGCAGAAUUUCUGUCUGGGUAACCAACAGAACCAAGUUUUGUUGCACAAACAUCUGGAUUUGUUUUUAAAUCCGGGAGUACGAGAAGCUGAAACUGUCUGCAGUAUUUUCAAAGAUAAUUAUACGCUUUGUAGCGAAGUAGACGAUAAAGUGAUACAGCAUUUUAUCCAUUGUAUCGAGACCCACGGUCGUCACGUCGAGUAUUUGAAAUUUUUCCAAACUAUUGUCAAAGCGGAGAAUCAAUUUUUACGUAAAUGUCAAGAUAUGGUCAUGCAGGAGUUGGUCAACGCUGGUGAAGAUGUGCUGAUUUUUUAUAACGAUAAAUCAUCGUUUAAUCAAUUCAUCGAAAUGAUGCGUACAGAAAAAAACGGUUCCGAAGAAAACAGCCCGUUAAAGUACCAUAUAGAACUCGUUAAGUUAUUAGCCUGCUGCACAAUGGGUAAAAAUGUGUACACGGAGAUCAAAUGCCAUAGUUUAUUACCUCUAGACGACAUAGUAGCUGUCGUUUCUCAUCCUGAUUGCAUUCCCGAAGUUAAAGAAGCGUAUAUUAGUUUCCUGAACCAUUGUUAUAUCGACACUGAAGUCGAAAUGAAAGAAAUUUACACCUCGAACCAUAUGUGGAGCUUAUUCGAGAAGAGCUUUUUGGUCGACAUGAAUCACGUGACCAGUAGCGCGUAUCUGAUGUCUAGAUCGGAAGCUGAUACCGCUCUGGAGUCGUACGUGACGAAUAGCGUAAUGAUGUUGAUUAACACGUUCUUUAAUAGUCCUUUUUCCGAUCAAAGUACAACGUUGCAAACUAGGCAACCGAUUUUCAUCCAAUUACUGGAUUCCGCUUAUAGGAUCACUCAGUGCAGUUGGAUUACUGCUUCGCAAGCGUACACCGUAGAAAAUACGAUAAAAACGUUGAUAGAUGUUGCCAAAGGUAGAUCGAUAGCUAUACCUUCGCAUUUAGAAAGCAAAGUUCAGGCGAUAUUUACGAAGCCCUCGUUACUCUCGAGACAGACGUCGAAAUGGCUACAGGCUGUGAAAUCACCGAAAGUCGAACGUACAUCGUCUCAUUUGAUGAGAAUAGAUCGAAGUAUCAUCGAAGGUCUCCAAGACAUCGUUCUGCUGCUGGAAGAUCAGUUGAAACCUUUAAUGUUGGCUGAGCAAUCUUUACUGGUAGAUAUCCUCUACAGACCCGAGCUUCUCUUCCCCUCUGGUACAGAUGCCAGGAGUAGGUGCGAAAAUGGAGGAUUUAUUUGCAAGUUAAUCACUCAUACAGAAAAAUUACUAGAAGAGAAAGAAGAGAAAUUAUGCGUUAAAAUAUUGAACACGUUGCGUGAAAUGAUGACUGUAGAUUCGGAAUAUGGUGAAAAAGGUGAUCAUUUAAGGAAUAGCUUAUUAGUUCGAUAUUUCGGUAAAUCGAUGAGCGUACGACAAACUCCUGUCGAUGUUGGUCCUCAAAAAAAUACUAUAAUAUUUCACGGACCAGGAGCGAGACUACUAAAUAGAGCCGGUUUAACUCUACACGAAGUUCAAUGUCAUUUAGACAGCGAAGGAGCUUCUGAUCUUGUCGUCGAGCUGGUCAUAAAUUCGGUCAAUUCGCCUUCCAUUUUCACAGAAGCGGUUUCCCUAGGAAUUGCUUUACUAGAAGGAGGAAAUCCGGUGAUACAGAAAAGCAUGUAUAGUAAAUUAUUAGGAGGCGAUUUGAGUCAAGCGUUUUUCAAAGUAUUUUACGAUAAAAUGAGAGAUUCUCAGCAAGAAAUAAAAUCCACUGUUACGGUCAAUACGUCGGAUAUGGCAGCUAAAGCGCACGAAGAUAAAGACGCAGUUAAAGAUAUCGAAAGAAUGUCUCGUAGUAGGAAAGCCAAAUUGACCGCUACGAUAGUUACUGAAGAAUUACGCCAAGAACUCAAUCAAGCUGCUUUGGCAACGAACCAAGCAUAUGCCAGUUGCCCUCCUCUAUGUUCAGUUGGCGAAGAACCUAGUAACUUCACCAUCAGCCAUACCUCAGCUCUGGAAGACAUGCUGGCCGAAAAACUCGACCACAAACAAAAAGAUAAAGACGAACAAAACAAACUAUCUUCUAAAGUCUUGGUGAUGAAACCAAUCCAGCGAUUUUUGCAACUCUUGUGCGAAAACCACAACAGAGAUUUGCAAAACCUGCUUCGAAAUCAGAACAACAAAAAUAAUUACAAUUUGAUCUCGGAAACAUUAACGUUUCUCGAUUGUAUUUGCGGAUCGACUACAGGCGGUUUGGGUCUACUCGGAUUAUACAUUAAUGAAAAUAACGUCUCGUUGAUCAAUCAAACGCUGGAGACAUUGACCGAGUAUUGCCAAGGACCGUGUCACGAUAAUCAGAAUUGUAUCGCGUCUCACGAAUCCAAUGGAUUGGAUAUCAUUACAGCUCUGGUAUUGAACGAUAUCAAUCCUUUGGGUAGAACCAGGAUGGAUUUGGUAUUGGAGUUGAAAAACAACGCGUCCAAGUUAUUGCUAGCUAUUAUGGAGAGUAGAGGUGAUAACGAGAACGCUGAGAGGAUCUUGUAUAACAUGAAUCCGAAGCAAUUGGUUGACGUUGCCUGUCGAGCUUUUCAUCAGGAAUCUUUGGAUGACGAUGACGACGAUGUUAUUAUGGAUGAUGUAUCGAUCGAUGGAGACGAUGGAGUAUCUCCGAAAGACGUUGGUCACAAUAUUUACAUUUUGUGUCACCAAUUGGCUCAACACAACAAAGAUCUCGCAGCUUUGCUCAAACCCUCCGACUUGAAUCCAGAUCCAAAAGUGAACGAAGCUCUUCGACAUUACGCGACGCACACAGCUCAAAUUGAAAUCGUACGUCAUGACAGAACUCUCGAACAGAUCGUCUUCCCUAUACCAGAAAUAUGCGAAUACCUAACGCACGACACCAAAGUGAAAGUCUUCCAUACGGCCGAAACCGACGACCAAGGUUCCAAGGUGUCUGCAUUUUUCGAAAAAUCCGAGGAUAUGUUCAACGAAAUGAAAUGGCAAAAAAAACUAAGAGGACAACAAAAAUUAUUCAAAGUUAGUUCCGGUAUGUCGUUGUGGAGUAGUAUUGUAUUUUACUGCGCUGUAUUGAUUAAUCUUAUCGUCGGAUUUUUCUAUCCGUUUCAAAGCACCGUCCCUGAAAUUAGUCGGUUUUGGCUCGCUGUGAUUUUUUUGAUCGCCGUAGUAUCGGGUGGUUUGACGACGACGGUGAAAAAAUUUAAAUCAUUUAGUGGGAUCAUUGCUGUCCUGACUACGAUCGCUGUGAUUAUAUUUAUAUUCGGGCCUCAGCUAACAGUGGCGUUACUCGGUGUAGUGACGGUUGUCUUGAAAGCUGUUCACAUUCUUAGUAUAUUCGGUAAUCAAGGAACAUUCCAAAAAAAUAUCAACGAAGUGAUCACCGAUAAAGGAUUAUGGUACCAUAUGGGUUACAUCACGUUAGUUAUAUUGGGCCUGGUUUUACAUCCUUUCUUUUAUUGUAUUCUUUUACUGGAUAUGAUAUACAGAGAAGAAACUUUAUUAAAUGUGAUCAACUCGGUCACUCGUAAUGGUUUGUCGAUUAUUUAUACAGCUUUCCUGGCCCUAAUACUGGUAUACAUAUUCUCAUUCGUCGGUUACUUGUUCUUCAAAAAUGAUUUCCUAAUCGAUGUCGAUGAAAUGGUAGUUCCUGAAAUCGAACAACAAAGUCCCAUCAUGGGAUCAUGCCCAGCAGAUAGAACAGAUUGCGUUUAUUCAGGAUCUCCUUUUAAUCUCGACGAUAAAGAUGAUGAUUUAUCCAUUUCGGAUCCUAAAACCGUAGAAGUAGACGGUGAAACGAAAGAAAGAGCUUGCGAUACGUUAAGAAUGUGUAUAGUUACUACUCUGAAUCAAGGUUUGAGAAACGGAGGAGGUAUCGGUGACGUGCUUCGAGCUCCUAGCAGCGAAGAACCGUUAUUUUUUCCUCGAGUGAUCUACGAUUGUUUAUUCUUCUUUAUACUGAUUAUUAUCGUUUUGAACGUGAUAUUUGGUGUGAUUAUCGACACGUUCGCUGAUUUGAGAAAUGAAAAGCAACAGAAAGAGUCGACUUUGAAGAAUACCUGUUUUAUUUGCGGACUGAAUCGUUCGGCAUUUGACAAUAAAACGGUGACUUUCGAAGAACAUAUAGUCAACGAGCAUAACAUGUGGCAUUAUUUAUAUUUCAUUGUUUUGGUGAAAGUUAAAGAUCCUACCGAAUUCACCGGACCUGAGAGCUACGUUUAUACGAUGGUCAAGGAUCGUAAUCUAGAUUGGUUCCCUCGAUUACGUGCGAUGUCAUUGGCUGCUGACGAAAGCGAAGGCGAACAAAUCGAACUUCGUACUUUACAAUCUCAAUUGGAAGUCACUCAAGAUUUAGUUAAAAUCUUAUCUCGCCAGCUUACAGAAUUAAAGGAACAGAUGACGGAGCAAAGAAAACAUAGACAGAGAAUUGGACUUUUGAAUUCAACUUCCACCUAUAUGCAAAAUUUAUCCAUAUAAAAUAUUGUGUUGUGUGAGAUGAAUUUUGCCUCAUCGACUUCGACGAAGAACAAUCAAGUCAAGAUAUUUAUACAUCAACGAAAUACGUACUAUAUUCGAUGGUAAUAAUAAUAAUGACGUAAUAAUUGUGUAACAGACAACGAAUUAUUCUAUAUUGUUACUCGUACUUUUGUGACAAACAUUCCUCUACGUUCUUCCCUUUCGUAGGUUGUAUCUCUACCUACCUGAUAAAUUACGAAGAUGAAAAAAAAAACUAAAAAAUAAUCAUAGAUUUAAUUUACAUAAUAGGUAUAAAUAUAGGUAGCAUUCCGGCGACAUUAAUUAACGUUCAACGAACUCGUGUGAUAAUCAUAUUAUUUACCGAUGAAAAAUUUGAAAAAUAGUGCAAUAAUAUUUUAUCUUAGUGCAAUUCGUCGUGCAACAUCAUAUCAUUUUUUUAGAAAGUUUUCUUUUUUAAUUGUUUUAUCUAUUUGUUUGUUUGUUUUUUUUUUUGAUUUUAUUAUUGUUAUUGUUUGUCUCCUUGUGUAGUGUUUCUCCUUCGGUGAAAGAUUUUUUUUGAAAAUCAAGUUGUAAGCCUUAUACUAUAACGUGCGUAGCAUACGUUACCUUCGUAUAAUGAUGAAUAACAUCUCAGUUACCAAUUUUCUUCGUAAAAUGACGCAGAAAUUUUUUUAAAAAGCUGUUGAUAAUAAUGAUAGUAUUUUCGCGAAAAAUGCUCUCGACUCGCGAUAGAGGUUUUUUUUCGUUUUCAUUUCCUGAUUCUGUGAUCUUACUUAUUAUACAACGAUAUUAUACUAUACCUAUUUAACUGUGUAUUUAGAGACGAGACUAAAAUGUUCGACUAUAUACGAUACGCUCUGAGCAUUAUAGUGAAAAUUUUAGGUGUAUUUUUUUUUCUUUUCUUUAUUAUAUUAAAUAUGUUAUUUUGUCUACUUAUAGUUUAUAGAUGUUCUUCGUGUUUCGCAAUAAUGAAAAAUGUGAUCUUACGACU